AGCACUCUGCUGUCUGUGAGUUCCCCUGGCUCCCCUCCUUUCCUCCCGGAUGGUCUCGCCCGGGUUGGGCUGGGGGCGGGGCACACACGUGGUCGGGCCGCGCCGAGUGGGGCAGGAUGCUGUGUUGAGGUGGGAGAUGGCUCUGUGGGCCCGGCAGGCCUCCCGCUGGUGUUGCCUGCUGAACACGCCCCGCGCUGCCGGGUUUGCUCGAAGGCUGAGGAGCUGCGGGAGCCCCGCACGGACCUGCCGUGAGUUCGCCCCUCUGGCUCUGCUGCCCGCCGGGAAGGACGGUGUGCUGUGGAGACUGCAGGCGUGCAGGCAUGUGUCUGUAGGAAGCUAUUCCGCGCCCGACAAUGCCAAGGAUGGAUCUUUCUCUUCUGUGGAAAGUAACUUGCCUUCACCAGUAAGAGAGGAACAAGCAAAGGUAGAAACAUUACCUCAUCUGAAUGCAAAAAUACUGGAUGAAGAUUGGGAUGACAUCCCACCUUCAUCUGCCUUGGAAGAGAUUUCUGAGGAAGAAGCUGCACAGAUCAUUGCAGAACCAAUUCUUCCCCCUCGGUCUACCACUCUCCGAGAUUAUGUUGAUCAUUCAGAAACCCUUGCAAAGCUUGUCCACCUAGGAGUUGACCUAUCCCAAGUGGAAAAACGUCAAAAGGCAGGUCAGCUCUUACUGACCUUGGACUUUGAAAAAGAUAUAAGAAAAAUACUUCUGUUUCUUAAGGAUGUGGGUGUAGAAGACAAUCAGCUGGGACUAUUUCUGACCAAAAAUCCAUACAUCCUUGGGGAAGAUCUGGAAGAUUUAGAAACCAGAGUGGCUUACCUAAAAUCAAAAAAAUUUAGUAAGUCAGAAAUUGCUCAGAUGGUCUCAAGAGCUCCAUAUUUGCUGUUGUUUUCAGUGGAAAGACUGGAUAACAGACUGGGUUUCUUCAAAAAUGAACUUGGUCUCAGUGUAAAGAAGACAAAGGACCUGGUAAUUCGUCUUCCACGGCUACUGACUGGCAAAUUAGAGCCUGUAAAGCAAAAUCUUCAGGUUUGUCAGAUUGAACUUGGUUUUCAACGUAAUGAAAUUCAACAGAUAGUGUAUAAAACCCCCAAGAUUUUAACUGCAAGUAAAAAGAGGCUUAAACAGACAUUUGACUACUUACACAACAUAAUGGGCAUUCCCCACCACAUGCUUACUCGCUUUCCUCAGGUUUUCAACUCAAAGCUAUUAAGAAUCAGAGAGAGGCACAUGUUUCUUGCAUUCUUGGGAAGAGCCCAGUAUGACCCAGCACAACCCAGCUACAUCUCUUUGGACCAGCUGGUAUCCCUGCCUGAUGAGGUGUUUUGUACAGAGAUUGCCAAAGCUUCUAUACAGGACUUCGAAAAUUUCUUAAAAACACUCUAGUAACUCAUGUAAAAUAUAAAAGAAUAAAGUUAUGAAAUAAACAUACUUUAUGGAACCA
Molecule: messenger RNA, 1445 nt
Organism: Empidonax traillii (willow flycatcher)
Lineage: Eukaryota; Metazoa; Chordata; Aves; Passeriformes; Tyrannidae
Gene: MTERF3
Product: mitochondrial transcription termination factor 3
Exons: 8
Coding region: 50-1387 (445 amino acids)
Biological process (GO): regulation of DNA-templated transcription; mitochondrial ribosome assembly
Cellular component (GO): mitochondrion
Molecular function (GO): double-stranded DNA binding
Source: RefSeq, a predicted model, not a curated record